Anthonomus grandis grandis is the source of this 10629-nucleotide messenger RNA. RefSeq names its product WD repeat-containing protein 26. The transcript is spliced from 9 exons. Gene Ontology annotation, molecular function: protein binding. Lineage: Eukaryota; Metazoa; Arthropoda; Insecta; Coleoptera; Curculionidae. The record is from RefSeq and is a predicted model, not a curated record. Gene Ontology annotation, cellular component: GID complex. Gene Ontology annotation, biological process: proteasome-mediated ubiquitin-dependent protein catabolic process. Bases 403 to 2064 code for a protein of 553 amino acids.
AAAAAAAAACAUUUUUGAGGUCAACAAACAUUUCCCAGCUGUUUAGGCUGCCAGUCCUCAUUUCAGCUGAUGUCUUGUUGUUCUGCGAUGAAUUUAUCCGAAAAUUCAAGUAUCAAUUAAUUCAAUCAUCGCAUUUCCGAAAAAUGUGGUUUCAAAUUUAAAUAUAGUAUCCGACCGGGGCUUUAACCUGUUUUUCAUUUUCGAAUGACGUAAUAGCCAUUAGGCACAAAAACAAAGAACUUGCAUUUUGCAAGUCAGGAGCUGUAAAAUCUGGAAAGCAAGGGGGUUAAUUGCGCAGUCAAAAUAAAUCUGGACAGUGAUUCGUCGGGUGACGACGGUGGUUCUGAACCUCCGCGCAAAAGAGCUCGUAAAGAGCAGACAGGUGCGUCAGCAAGUAGUGAGAUGCAGCAACAACAGCCCGCCAGCAAUGGCGUUAUCGAAAACGGUGCCGCUCCCUGCUCGUCAAACGGACACUGUGGAGACGUAACAGCCAAUGGGGUCGCUUCUCUCGAUGAGCGUUCUCAAGAGAUCGUCCGGAUUAUAGGGCAGUAUCUUAGCAGUGAAGGACUCAGUCGGGCCUGCGAUACUUUAAUGAACGAAUCCGGAUGUCGAUUGGAUCAUCCAUCUGCGACGAAGUUUAAACGACAUGUCUUGGAUGGAGAUUGGACAAAAGCUGAUCACGAUUUACAGGAACUUAGACCCAUGCUUGCGGCAAACAAUAAUAUUAUGGACAUGAAAUUUUUACUGCUUGAGCAAAAAUAUCUAGAAUACCUAGAGGAUGGUAGGGUUCUAGAUGCUCUUCAUGUACUAAGAAACGAGCUGACACCCUUACAACACAACACUGCUAGGGUCCAUCAGCUUUCUAGCUUUAUGAUGUGUUCAAGUAUAGAAGAAUUACAUGAAAGAACAAACUGGAAAGGUAAAGGUCAAGAGUCUCGCUUAGCUCUAAUGGAUAAACUACAAAACUUUUUACCACCAAAUGUCAUGCUACCUCCCAAUCGAUUGCGCCAUCUUUUAGAACAAGCUUUGGAGCUACAGACGUUGUAUUGUACUCACCAUAAUACUCAGGAAAAAGUUACUCUGGGUAACUCUUCUUUGCUGCAAGACCAUUUAUGUACUAAAGACAAUUUUCCUGUACAUACUAUACAGGUUCUUAAUGAUCACUGUGAUGAAGUUUGGUAUUGCGAAUUCUCGCCAGAUGGUACCAAACUAGCUACCGGUUCUAAGGACACUAACGUCAUUAUAUGGGACGUGAAUCCUGAAACUUGUACUUUGUCUUUAAGGAAAGUAUUGGAGGAGCAUAGUUAUGGUGCCGCAUAUAUAAGUUGGAACCCAGACUCUAAACAUUUACUGGCGUGUGGACCCGAAGAAAGUCCAGAGGUAUGGCUGUGGAACCUUGACACUGACAAAUAUUUGAAAGUGUCCCAAUCACCGGAAGAUGCCUUAACUUGUUGCGCCUGGCACAAAGACGGCAAUAAGUUUGUUGUUGGUGGAAUCAGAGGACACUUCUAUCAAUGUGAUAUGGAAGGUAACGUCUUAGAUUCCUGGGAGGGUGUCCGGGUAAGCGGCUUAAAGUACCGUAGCGAUGGUAAAACGGUACUGGCCGCCGAUUCUCAUCAUAGAAUUAGAGGUUAUGUUUUUGAAGAUUUAGCGGACCAACAGCUUAUACAAGAGGACCAUCCGAUAAUGACCUUCACCGUAGACAAGAACGACCGUUUGGCGCUUUUAAAUGUUGCCACUCAGGGUGUUCAUCUUUGGGAUUUGAAUGAUAAACAUUUGAUUAGACGUUACCAAGGGGUGACUCAGGGUCAUUUCACUAUUCAUUCUACUUUUGGGGGGUGCAAUCAAGACUUUAUAGCUAGCGGAAGCGAAGAUAAUCAAGUAUAUAUCUGGCACGUGAGAAACGAGCAACCGAUAGCCACCCUUCGAGGGCAUACCAGGACAGUGAACUGCGUCGCCUGGAAUCCCGUCUACCAUCACAUGCUCGUAUCGGUGAGCGACGAUUGCUCGAUCAGGGUGUGGGGCCCGAAGGACAAAGUGCCAAAACCGUCCGGGGUCAGCUAAUAUAUGGGGGACGACGUCUUGACGGACAUUGUCGUUCACUCUAAACAUGACAUUUUCUCUAAGCCGGCGUAGUAGGGGCUCAAUUUGGGUAGUAGAACGCGUGGGCGGGUUGUUUUCUAUAUAUUUUUUAUUUACUUGCCAAGUAAUUAUGGGGAUGGUGAGUAGUUCGGAGAGAGUUUUUGGUCAAAUUAUUGGUUUGCUAAAAAAUUGAUAUGCUAGGUUUUAAAGUUAUGAGGUUUUAAAUGAUCUUCUUUAAUCUUUUUUUAAACAUUCUGAAAAACUUCUACCGCAUGUUCUUUGGGCAAAAAUUAUUUAAUUUAUACUAAGAAUUUUUUUUUUUAAUUUUCUUAGUUCUUAUCUGCGGAGAACCCUGUCAUACUUGUAUAAAUUAAGUGUAAAUUUGAAAUUAAGUGAUACAAAUGCAUGACAUUGUAAAACUGAUGGGAAUUUUAUCCACCCCAGAUAAAAAUUGCUUGAUAAAACCAUGAUUAUUAUAAAAAUUUCUGGUUAAAAAAACUGGUACCCGAAAUAAAGGGCACUGGUAUUCAAAUUGAGUUUUCUAAAUUUCUUUUUGAAUUUUUGUUUAAAAUAACCUUAUUCCUUUUACCAAUUUUAACCAUCUGGAAAAAGCUAUAGUCGUUCAUAAAAUAGUUUUAUAAGUUAAAAAAAUAUUUUGAAGCUAAUAAGAAUAAUUUGACCCAAAAACUUGAAAAUAGCUUGUUAAGUGCACACCUAAAAGCAUAUUUAUAUGGCAAGUAAAAGUAUCACGUUUACUGAAUAAGAUUUAUAAAUCAAAGUUGGUAUUGUGACCCGGCUAAGUAAAUAUUUGGUUUGCUUCCUAUUUGAUCAGAGAAAAAACAAAACUGAAAGCAUAUCAAUACAAUUCUUGAUUUUUAUGUGAUGUGACGGGAAGACAAUAAUCAAAGGUUUAUUCGGCCGGUUCGUUUAGAUUUUAGACUUAUUGGUCUCAAGACAUAUUAGUCGAUAGUCGUGUGGGGUUCUCGAUAUUGUGAUGACUUAAAAAGAAUAUGAUAAUUUUGGCAUCCGAAAGUAUACAUGGGAGAAAAGGAAACGGACAUUGGGUUACUGUUAUUAAUUAAACAUUGGAUUACUAUUAAUUCUGUUAUUUGUGUUGGUCACGGAUAUUAUUUUAUUUUAUUUUUUAAUUCGAAGUAAGUCACAACAUUUUUUAUUCCCGGGGAACUUAAGACUUUCAGAAACAUUUAAGCAAAAAUAAAAUAAUUUUUACACAAAAAAUCUAAUUGCAAAAUAUCUUAAUCAAAACACUUUUUAAUCGGAAUGUUGGCUCUAAUAGGUGAAAAUUUCUAUAAUUUAACAUAGCAUUUAGCUUGGCAAGUACUAGUUAUUAUCUCCAGUGAGUAUGUGCCAGUUUUUGGAUACAGUAAAUACCUAAGAUUUUCAAAGCCUUUUGUAAAAAAAAAAAUAAACUGAUAAGUUAUACAGGGUGUCCGGAAAGAAUAAGGCAUAAUUUCGUAUCAUACCUAGCAUAUUUAUAUUGAAUAUGCUGGGGAUUAGAACAUUUGGCUGUUUUUAUAUAAAAAGUCGGCUUUAUUGGUUCUAGUUUUCUAAAUGAACUUAUAUGUGGGAUCGUUUUUAUCAACCACUUACAAAAUAGGAAACUCUUGGAAUAACACAAUUACUUAGCAGUAAAGAAAUCUUGGCUUUCAUAUACUGUACAUAUUAUUAGAGCCAUUCUAAAAAAUGAAUUUUUGUGCCAUUUUAACUACACAUCACGUUCAUUAUUCGAUAGUUUUAUUUAAACUAUGAGAAAGCAUACAAGCAUAGCAAUACAAUGAGUUUUAUUCCAGAAGUAAUGAUUUACAUUAGAUUAAACCAUUUAUGUUAAUGAAAUAUGAUUUUUCGCCAAAAUCAGAAUUUUGUAUAACCACCUUUAGCAACCAACAUGGCUGCUAUACGACGAGGUAUGUUAUCAAUGCAAUUCUCAAUCUUUUUCUUAUCUCUACGUUAUGUUUCAGGGUUCAUUAAGUACACCAAUCAGAUACUGCUUGGUUGUAGGAACAUGCUCUGAAACUUCACGUUUUAUAAAGUCCCAAGCAUUCUCUAUAGGAUUCAUACCUGGAGAAUUUCCAGGCAAGUCAAAAAGGGCAAUUUGUUUUUUCUCUAAGUAUGUUGAUAUACGUUUAGAACAAUAGCACACUGCACCAUCGUGCAUAAAAAAAGGCUUCUCGCGUUUUUUGAACUAUUUUUUCAUUGUUGGAAAUAGCUGCAAUAAUCUUUCUUGAAUUUUUCAUUCAGUCGACGCUUAACAAACUUAGUCUUUUCGGCCAAUAGAGACUUAUUCGAGAAAUUUGCCUGUAAAAUACUAAAAAUACCUAAAAUUGGUACAAAUUUUACUUAAAUAUUGAAUUUAUAAUAGAAAUAUUUUUUAAAUUACUUUUCUCCGGUCUCAUCCUUUGUAAAAUUCUUAUACUGCGGGGACAAGACCUUCUUCACCUAACCAUCGACGCAUUGUUUGUUUAGAAACUUAUAUCCCUGAUUUAAUAAUCUGUUUUUCUAAAAUAUUCAGAUUCUAGAAGAUCAAUUUUUUUAAAUUUGCUUUACUGAACUUCAUGAAACAUUUAAACUUUCAGCUAUAUUAUACUAGCUCAGGUUUUUAGCCUUCAACAUACUGGCAAUCUGAUCAAUUCUAAUAGGAGACAAAUCACGUCGUUUACCCAUUCUAAAAAUAACAUAAUUAUUGUAAAUCGCAAGAGUAUUACAUUAUUUUUAUAAAAAUGUGUCAACACAUCAAUAAAAAACUUACCUCAACAAUGUUUGUGUAUUUCACGCAAUGGAAAUAGGUAUUUCACUCAAUAGAACCUGUUGCAAUGUAUUUGACGUCUAUUGAUUUAUUUAAAGUUUUUGAACGUGGUGACUGUAUGAGCAGUUACAUCCAGAAAUUCAAGAAUUAGUAACUUUACACUAAAAUUUAUAGUUUUAGAUUGAAAGUAAUAGUAUAAUUUGCUGCAAGAGUUACGUCUUUGUUUUAAACAUGUUUCAAGCUUUAUACAAGAAAUUAAUGUUUUAAAACAAAAUUAUCGAAACUAAAUGCGUUUACAAUUUUUUUCAAACGAUAUGCAUAUGCACCAGGCAUGGGAUUUUUUCGCAAUACCUGUUGAUAUAAGACAGUAACUUAUUGAGGUUUACAAAAGAAUCUUACUAUUAUCAGGUUCUAUGUCGCGAACAGUAAUCCAUCUAUGCAAAUUCCAUCAAUCAGAUCCAUGCAGUCAUCUAUUCUGUUACCCUACUUAAGAUAUUUCCGUCUAUGGUAAUAUCUAAACAUUUUCUAGUUUGUAUUUGGUUUGUCAUUGGCCGUAUUUUCCAAUAUCUGUCGUUUCUUUUUUCUUUAACGGUAUCAUCAUCCACUAAUUUGAUGCGUGUUGAUGCGACAAAAAAAAAAUUCUAGAAAUAUCAGAAAUAAUUGGUACUCUGUUAUCGAACUUGCAGAACAUCCUGAAUCUGCGGCCAAUUAUAAAUUUUAAUCGCAUGUCAGCUACAAAGAAAUGUUUAGUUUCUUCAGUGCUUGUGUCCAGUGAUUUUCUAUUUCUUUUUAGCUCCUUUAUCUUGGUGAACAUCGCUAUGGACUCAAAUAACUCAAUAAAUGAAUCAUCUAGAUAUUUUGAAAGUCUCUUGACUGCCAAAUCUCUUCUGGUAGCAUUGCUCUCAAUUUUCAAUUUUUUGGCUCAAAAUUGCUUCUCUUCAUUCUAAUUAAAGGUACAUCUUUAUCUAUCGCUAUUACUUCAUCAGGACUACCGUUAUCAAGGUCAUUAUUAAGAUAUAAUCGUUACUGUCUAUAAAUUUAUAUUAUUCGCAAGAUCUUGCAGUUCUGUAUCAGUGACCUUCACCGAAAAAAAUUAAUAAAAUAAGAGCAUUGUUUUGAGUAGUACCCAAGGUAUCACCAAUGGUUCCGAAGACAAGAGUUGUCUAUUAGAAUUCUGCAUAUCUGUCUUUGAAAUUCAAAAAAAAAUCAUAAAAAUAUCGCUUUUAUAUUACAUUUCAUGAUGUUAAUCCAAAUUUAAGGACAGAUAAACAUAUUCCUUGGAACAAGAAACAUGCGUCUACAUUAAUAUUAUGUGAAAAAUAAGAACCUUAACGUUAGUGCUUGAAAUAUAUUAUCUAAGAUAAAUAUUUAUUUGUUUUAAGCAACUAACUAUAACCACAAUAAAGACACUUUUAUUUACUUGAAUGAUUGUUUAAUUUAGAUUAAAAAAAUUAAACUGAGAAAAUAUUUGUAUGCUUAAUUGAAGAGAAUUUUUUUUCGGUGCAUCAGACCAUGGCCAAGUAGGUUUUUUACAUCAUAAGGAGAAUCAGGAAUGGACUAGCUACUAUGUCCUUUUUUUAAUACAUUUAAGCCGAGUUCGUUACUCAACAAAAAGUUGAAAUUAAAAUUAUAUUUUUUUAUUCUUAGGGUUUUUGUUAAUAGUAAAUUAUUUUGUUCCUCCCUGUAUAAUCCUGGAAUUAUGCCGGUCACUUACCGGACACUCUAUAUAUAAUAUCUAAAAAUUAUUAUGGCUAUAUUUUUAAUAAUUAUAAUAAAUAAAAGAUAAUAAUAAAUUAGAAUAGCAUAUUAUUGCGAUAAACUAAAUUAGUUUUAGGGGAUUUUAAUUUUUUUCAGUGUUUAAAUUAAUAACAAAAAUAUAUUUUUUUUUUAUAUGAAAUUUUUAUCUUAAAUAGGCUUAACAUUAGUAUUCAAUCAUCAAACCCCCUGCACUCUUUUUUUGAAAUAAAUAUUAAAAGUAUAAUUUUAGAAAAAGAUAAUUACAGUAGAAUUCCUCUUAACCGGUCACCUCGGGACUGCAUACCUGGCCGGUUAAUCCGAAGUGUACUUAUAUAUGUGUACAUAAUACAUAUUAUAUUAUGUUCAUUAUCUAUGUUAUGUACAUAAGUAUAUGUAUUGAAGAGGGUAUUACACAUAUAUAUGAACAUAAUAAAUAUAAAAUAAUGGAGAAAUAUUCUUUAUAUAAUUAUGUAUUUCAUAUUUACCUACAUGAAGGUGCUACAUCAACAAAUAUACAUAUGUAUGUAAGUUUAAUAUGUAAUUAUUUUUUGAAAAAGUCUGUGAUUUUCUUCUGCUUUUCAACCUUCAGUGAAUUUCUGAAUGCGAUAUCCCUCCAUUUUCUAAUCACCAAAACGUCUAAUGCUGUUGACUCAUGUUGCUGCUCAAUGUAUUUUAAUGCAAGUUCCAUUACAUUUUUGGCUUCUUCAUGAGAAAUCGUUUUUUCCUCUUCAAUGUCACUACUCUCAUCAUAUUCCUCUGGUUCUUCGGUUGCUAAAUCUAUGAUUUCUUCAUCAUUCAAAAAUUCAUUUUCAAGGUGAUCGUCACAACUUAUCAUCCAAUUUUCCACAUCUUCUGGUUGCUAUGCUUCGUUACCCGUUAACUUUUGAAGGUCUUGUAGAGUGGAUUUGUUUUCUUCUUCUUUAGUCCCUGCAAUAUUCGAGAUCGCAACUAGAUUCUCAACAUCUGGCCAAAGUUUUCUCCAAGAUUUAAUAAACGUUGAAGAGGGCAUUUCUUGAAAUGCUGUAGCUAACAUAUAGAUAACGUCCUUGAUAUUGAUCUUUUUGAUGACUUCUAAAAGACCUUUGUCGUCACUCUCCGAGUGUUGCAGAAUUUCAGAAACAAGUUUACGCCUCUAUCGUCUUUUUAAGCUUUCGAUGACUCCUUGGUCCAUUGGUUGCCCUAAGCUUGUCACAUUAGGAGGAAGAUAAACUAAUUUUAUGUCAUCUACAUCGCAGUCAUGAGGAUGGGUUGGAGCAUUAUCUAACACUAGAACUGCUUUGAUAGGCAAGUUAACACUUUUUACAUGUUUUUUAACUCUUGGAACAAACUCUAAAUUAAACCACUCUUUAAACAGGUCUGAAUUCAUCCACACUGAUUUUUGUGACAUAAUAGACCGGAAGGGACGAUGGCUUCAAGUUUUUGAAUGCCUGUGGUUUAGCAGACUUGCCAAUAACGAAAAGAGGAAUUUUAUGAGUCCCGCUGCAUUCGAACAAACGGCCACUGUAAUACGUUCUUUGUUCUUUUUAAAGCCAGAGGCAGACUGUUUAUGACUGCCUAGAAAAGCUUUUUCUGGUAACAUUUUAAUGUUUAGCCCGGUCUCGUCCAUACUAUAAACUUAUUCUGGAGAUAAUUCCUCUGUUUUAACCAUUUCACCAAACUCAGUCUUGAAUUCUGUCGCACCUGAAGUAUCAGCAAACAGUUUUUCUCCACUUACAUGUGCGAAAUGAAUUCCGUGUCGCUUUUUCCAUCGAUUAAGCCAACCAUCACUUGCCACAAAUUCGCCUCCAUUAUUAAUCUUCUGGUGGAUAGCCAGAGCUUUUUCUUUCAAAAUUGGGCCGCCAAUCGGUGUACCUUUUCGACGUUCCUGAAGAAACCAGAUCCACAAAGCUUCAUCGACGACCUCGCAAAUCGGUUUUUUUCUCGUACAACGGCUGCCCAGAUUCUUAUCAGAAUCCAUUUUCGAACAAAACUCUUCAAUCGAAUGCAUAUAUCUCUUCGCCAGUCAUUUACAGUGCUUUUUCCAACAUUAAAUUCUGCACAGAUUUUCGCCACAGAUUCACCAUUAUCAAUCCGCUUUAACACUUUUAAACGUGUAUCCAUCGAAACCACAAUUCUUUUGCGCUUUGCACUCAUUGUUAAGGAAAUAGUUAUAUUUUGUACGCACCCACAGCCAGAACAAACCAUACUGAUCCAAACGACAAAAUAAUCCUAUCCAACAUCGUUUAUAGUUCAUAGGGAUUUCUCCGUAAUUACGGUGGAAUCAGCCGAAUCGCCUCGCCGGUGAAUUUCUUGGAAAAUAUUGCGUUGCGUUCGGCUGUUGUAAACAGGCCGGUUAAUCCGUCGACCGGUUAAUGCGAAGCCGGUUAAGAGGAAUUAUACUGAAUAUUUGAAAAAUAGAAAGUACUUAUAGAAAGAAUAGGUUGGGAAGUCUUGUUAUUGAAAUAUUAUGACUUUAUAUGAUUCUGAGGCAUUUUUUUAUUACCUUUCUCGUAUACAGGGCGUUUUCAUAACUAAAUGUCAGUUUUAUAUUAAGACACUCAGUUUAAAUAAACAGAUAUCCUCAUCUUGCUUUGCUCUUGAUCUUUUUAAUAAUCUUCUCAAUAAAAUAAACUACUAUACAUGUUUUUUGCAAUUCACCAAUUUUUUCAGAUACAGAAUUUAAAAAUUUGUAUGGUUUUGGUUUUCUUUAUCCUUUAGGCGGUUGCCACCGAUAUCUAAAACAGGAAAAUUUCAUAGAAGCGUAUUCAUUUCCAUGAAAUCUUCGUUUUAUAUAAGCACAUUCGUUUUAAAAUUGGUAUUUAGUAAUGAAACACUUAUGAUUUUUUUUUCACAUAUGAUUUUUUAAAAAAAUUUUAGCUAUAACAAUAAUAUCAAUCCAUCUGACUAGAUAAAAUGUAAGAAUGAAUUUUUAAACAACCUUCUUACAUUUUAAGACUCUCCCUUACAUUUUAAGACUCUCCCGAUGAGUUCAACAUUAUUAUUCCAGUUUUUCACUUUUAAAUACAAUACAAAAAAUCAAAUUGAGAAACAAAUUUGGGUUUUUACAUGAAAAAUUUUUUUUUAUUAACAAGCGUUUGAAUACAUAUUUGCCAUCAAAUGCCAAAAAUUCAGAAGUUAAUUUUUGUAUGUAAAAAAUGUUGUACUACCUGAUAUAUUUUAGAUGAUUAAUAAGUUAAGUUGCCCUGUAGAGUUGGACUUUUCAUACCCUCCCAACAGGACAAUAAUUAAUAAAAACAGUCUGCGACCCAAGAAAACUAUAAAAUCAAAUAAAAUAUCCAAAAAAUUCUUAAAAUAACUAUCCACAAAUGCAUACAAUGGUUAAAAUUCUUGGUUGCCUAUUAAUCUGUCAAUUUGCGUGAUAAAAAGCGAGUCUAAUAUACUUACUUGGCAAACUCCUGAACCUAUUUUAUAUUAAUCGAUAAUUUUGACCCGUUAUAAAGCAAAGCAAAAGACAGAGCCUAGAAAGGAAAUCAUUUUUAUUAGUGGUUUGAAGAUUUUACAAAUUUGCGCUUAAAGCUGUGUCAUUUUUAGCUUAAAUGUAAGUGUCCGCGGUAUCACUUUAUUUUUAUAAGACUGCCAGAUUUCCGAUUUAAAAUAUAAAUAUCUAAAAAUGUGUUCUUUUAUUAUUUAUUAACGGAAUAAUUAGUAAUUUUACUUAGUUUAUAUUAUUAUUCGACAGGUAAAUUAACCUAAUAGUUUUAUAUGACGAUAAGUUUAUCGAUUUAUUGAAAAGAUUCAAAUUUUGCCUUUAAAUUUAGUAUUUUUUUCCCAAUUUUUUCAUUAUAUUUUUGUGAACAUAAUAUAUAUUUAGUGGCAUUAAGACUAAUCUAGUUUUAUAUUUAUAAAUUAUAACUAACGAAUUAAGAAGCUGGAGAAUAAAAUAUAUUUAAACUAAUUUAUACUGGAAGUGUACCUAGAGUUUUUGUCACGCACGGAUCACAAACCUAUUUACGUUAUGGUAUAUUGUUAAUUUAAUAUUUCUUUUUGUCAGUAUAAGACGAUCCUUAUCAGAUGGUUUGUUAAUAGAAAAAGUACACAACGGUAAA